GCCCACAGCAUCCCCGAGCCAGGCAAGCACACCGCCAGCGCUCCUCUCGCGGGCGCCCAGGGCGUCGUGGCUCCGUCGGACCAGGCCGCCGCGCUCCGCACCGCCUCCUGCUCCAGCACCUCCGCGCCCGCCGCGCAGCCCUCCAGGGCAGCCGGCCCCGAGGCCAGCCCGCCGGCAGCCCGGCAGCCGAAGGCGGCCUUCGACUUCGACGACUUCGACAGCUUCUUCGCGGACGCCUGUGCGCCCGCGGCGCCCGCGGCGCCGGAGCCCGCGGCGCGCUCCCAGAGCGCCCACCAGGUCGGCGGCGCCGCGGCGGCGCCUGCCGCCCCGGAGCCCCGCGAGCUGGAGCGCGGGCGGAGCGCCCCCGCCGCUCCCGCGCCGAGGCAGCCCGCGGCUCCGCCCGCGCCGCAGGGCGCAGAGGAGCGGGAGGUGAUUGCCAUCAAGAACAUGAGCCUCAAGGCCGAGGCCCCGAAGCCGCGGCCGAAAGCCCAGGAGCCACCCGUCGGCGACGACUUCUUCGCCAGCUUCGGGCUGGGGUCCUGA
Prorocentrum cordatum is the source of this 543-nucleotide messenger RNA. Lineage: Eukaryota; Dinophyceae; Prorocentrales; Prorocentraceae. The record is from the annotation of a GenBank genome assembly.